AGGACUGCGCGGCGGGCGCACGGGGCAGUCGGGGCGCAGGUGGCAGGGCGCGCGGCCAGCCGGCCCCGGGCGCCGGAAUCCGGCGCGGCCGAGCGGGGAAGGGCGCCGCGCCCACCGCAGCCUACAGCCUGCCCGGGACCUCGGGGCGCCCAUGACGGCGGCGGCGACGGUGCUCAAGGAGGGCGUGCUGGAGAAGCGCAGCGGCGGGCUGCUGCAGCUGUGGAAGCGGAAGCGCUGUGUGCUCACCGAGCGCGGGCUGCAGCUCUUCGAGGCCAAGGGCACGGGCGGCCGGCCCAAGGAGCUCAGCUUCGCCCGCAUCAAGGCCGUGGAAUGCGUGGAGAGCACCGGGCGCCACAUCUACUUCACGCUGGUGACCGAGGGCGGCGGCGAGAUCGACUUCCGCUGCCCCCUCGAGGAUCCUGGCUGGAACGCCCAGAUCACCCUGGGCCUGGUCAAGUUCAAGAACCAGCAGGCCAUCCAGACAGUGCGGGCCAGGCAGAGCCUCGGGGCUGGGACCCUUGUGUCCUAAACCGCCCCCGCCCCCGGCUUACCAUCUUACCCUCACGCUGCGCACCCUCCCCACCACGUGGGUCCCAGAUGUCAAGUCAGCUCUCCUGCCCCUUUUGGCUCAUGGGGCAUGACUCUGCUCCCUGCGUCGAGGCAGAAGCCGUGGUCAUGUGGAGGAGGCGUUGGAGCUGAAGGAAUGGACAGGGCCCAGGGAGGAGGGCAGAAGGCCACGUGGGGCUGAGGAUGAAGAUUCAGCCCCUGGACACUCUGAGACUCUCAGGACAUUCCCACCUCAGGGCUUUGUAGCCACAGGCCUGACUUGUAUCUCACGAUGGAGCGCGGGCAUCAAAGCAUCCUCUGCCCAGCGGCCCUGUCAUCCGUCCUGCAGACUGCUGGUAGUCCCCAGCUUGGUGUCAUGCCUGGAGGAGGACAUUUCCCCGUGGGGUGCCCAGCCAGCGCCUCAGGACUCAGAAGGCCAGCCUGGUACCCAGAGGGGGAACCACCCUGGCAUCACCUCUGGACUCACCUUGGUGGGAGGGAGCUGACCGGCCCCGAGGCCCACGCGUGGGGGUCUCCUGCUGCUUAGGUCCUUCUGGGACCCCCACCCAUCCAGGCCUUCUCUUUGCACACUUCUUCUUCCCCCACCUCCUGCCCAUCUUCCCCCCACUGUGGUGCUAGGCCUGGAGGUGUGGGGGUGGGGUGGGGGUUUGACCAUUACCAUUUCAUGCCUAUCCCAAAAUGAAGAUGCCCUACAAAGGGCAGUGACCACACUGUUUGCCGAGUGGAAUUCUUUGCCCACAAAGACCCCAGUGCUUGGAAGUUCCCUCUCCCACCCCCGCUUUCCCAUUCCACAGCCCAUUCAGAAAUCUCCAGCCUAGGGAGGGGGAGACAUGGCAACCUCAGGAGGCAUGACCUCGGUGGUCCUAGGAAGGAGGGACCGUCAGGACUAAGGGAUGUCAUACGGGCCAGCUCGGCCUCUGUCGAUCUUCUCCAGAAGGCCGUGCCACCCCUGCCAUCCUGGGAGCUGGCUCAGCGUUCUGGACAGGGCUUAUCUCCCUGUCGUUUAUAUACUCAGGCUUUAUACAUUUGUACGUUUGUGCAUAAGUACUCCUCGUGGGGCGGUUUAGGAGGAAUAAUUUCAGCGCAUGAGAACCUGAGAGUUACAGAGAGCUAGCUGCCUGAGUUAUACAGAAACUAUUAAUCGGGUAACCCUCGAGAUCUUUCCAUGUUGUGGCCAGCAGUUUAGGCUGCCCUCCCUUCCUCCGUGGUCCACCGCGUGUGGCCUUCCCUGUGGCAAAGCAGUGCCCUACUCCAGAGUCUCCAGAAGGAACAAGGAGGCUGCGUGGCCCCCUUCAACAACUGGAAGUCUCUUUCAUAACCUCUGUGCUUCCAACCUGCUUUGUUCCCCCAUCAAAUUUCUCCUGUUGUCGAACCAAAACCUCCUUGCCCUAUGUCCCAGUAACUCAGAGUCCUCGGGAGCAUCUUUCUCAUCUGCUACAUGAAUGACAUCUCACAAUUGAAAAAGAACUUAAAAUUACCAAGGAAUUUUUUUUUUACAAAUAUCUCAGUUAUUACCUCAUUAGGCUUUAUACCCGUCUCAUGAAUAGCUUGAUCCCAGAGUGGCAAAGAAGCAUCAUCUUCCAUGCCAACCCUGAGCAGUGCUGAGAAAGAUCUGGGCUCCCCAGCGUGCUGUGAUCGAUUGGUGAUGUCUGCCAUGGGCUGGGGAAA
Zalophus californianus (California sea lion) is the source of this 2235-nucleotide messenger RNA. RefSeq names its product pleckstrin homology like domain family A member 3 (gene PHLDA3). Gene Ontology annotation, cellular component: plasma membrane. Gene Ontology annotation, biological process: intrinsic apoptotic signaling pathway in response to DNA damage by p53 class mediator; negative regulation of phosphatidylinositol 3-kinase/protein kinase B signal transduction; positive regulation of apoptotic process. Bases 152 to 529 code for a protein of 125 amino acids. The record is from RefSeq and is a predicted model, not a curated record. The transcript has 2 exons. Gene Ontology annotation, molecular function: phosphatidylinositol phosphate binding. Lineage: Eukaryota; Metazoa; Chordata; Mammalia; Carnivora; Otariidae.